AUGCCCCCUACCCGGAGAUUCAUGGAAUCUGUUGGGCAUAGCUCCAGAAGUAUGGCAACACAAUCGACGAAGCGAAGCUGGCGCGCAGGAUUACGAGCAAUGGCGAUCCUCGUGAUUGCCGGCUUGCAGCUGAGAAGUUUUUGCACAGGCCGGUCCAGCAAAGACCCGGCCCCUGCGGUCGGCAUUAGCUAUGCAACUCACCGACUUGGAGCAGUCUGCCACCGUGCAGCAAAUGAACCUCGCGAACUUGUAGAUCUGUACGGAAUGAAGACCCGUGAGCUAAAAGCCUUCUUGAAAAACAAUGGUGUUUUCGUUGAUGACUGCUUUGACAUGGAUUCGCUGAUCCAGCGUGCUUCGGCAACGGAGGAGGACUGGGGACGAAAAGACAAGGAAGAGAGGGUUGCUUCGGCACCAGCCUCCGCCUCCGAAGUCGGCGAUUCCUCCGGUCGUCCGGGAGCCAACGAGGUUGAGAAGGCAUGGAAGCGGCUUUGCGAGGCCUGGCCGGGGCAAUCACCUCGAGUAUUGGGGCCGACAGAUGCCGACAAAACUGUCAUUCUUCUACACGGCUUCGGUGACCAAAACUCGCAGUUUCUGGCUGACACCUUUCAGCCGCUGCUGAACAUACAAGGUCUUCGCUUGAUUCUGCCGCAGGCCCCUGAGGAAAACCUCCAGGGUCAACAACUCCAGUCGUGGUUUUUGCCUAUCAAUGGGCAGUGGAUCAUUGACGACAAGGUUGUCCAACCAGUGGCUGCCUACUUGCAUGCGAUGGUUCGGAGGGAGAUUGCCCUCGGGGUGCCGGCUCAUCGAAUUCUCAUUGGCGGCUUUGCACAGGGUGCUGGCUGCGCUCUACGCGCAGCCUUGAGCUUCCCAGAUGCAGCCCUCGGCGGUGCCAUCGUUCUGUCUGGCUUCUUUGGUGCACCCGAAGUGAGUCCCUUGGCGGCAGCGGUAUAUGGUCUCUAUAUGGUCAUGACGUUCGGUGAGAUAUCCUGCCUCAUCUUUGAAGAGCACGUUCAAGCUGCGAGUAGGUAUCGCUCCCUCGAAUCAGCGUUUGCCGACGUUGAUCUGCCACGGCAAGAGCGACGAAGUAGUUCCCUCCAGCGAAGGCACCAGGAGUUCGUUCAGGACAAGAUGUCCAAGGUUCCGGCGGACCCUCUGGCCUUUGAUCCAGCAAAUCUGACGCCUGAACCGCCGCCCACGCCAAGCGUCCAAGCGCCGCCACCUCGUGCUGCAGAAGAAACCGGCGGAAUUCCGACCAUGGACCCACAGGUUACACUCCAGUUGCUCAACGAUCAGGAGAUCGCAGAUGCCGCCACAGAUCCGGAGGGCAUGGCCAUCAUUCAAGAUGUCAUAAUGAAUCCUUCCAAUCUGGAGCUGCACAAGCAGAACCCACGGGUUGCAAAACUGGUGGCCAAGUUGGAGUCGUGGCCGCAUGCCGUGACAUACUCUUGCCCAUGCAUGCAGCGCCCGCGGAGCGGGUCCAAAUCAAACAUAACAAAGCUUCCUGACUGGUGA
Messenger RNA from Symbiodinium sp. CCMP2456, 1512 nucleotides. NCBI's taxonomy places the organism in Eukaryota, Dinophyceae, Suessiales, Symbiodiniaceae. The record is from the annotation of a GenBank genome assembly.